GCAGCACGCGAGGGCAGGCCUGGGGCUCGGCGGGUCUCCUCGUGGCUGCUGGCCCUGUCCUUUCGCCACCGCGGCCCCGGCUGCGCCCGCGGGAAACUUUGCCCCGCGAAGUCGUCUGCCCUCCUGGCCGCACCGUGACAGUUCACCCAACGCCCCCCGGGGCCCCGCACAGCGCGCGUGAUUGCCACGCCGUCCCGCACGGUGCAUCCGCGGCGCCGGGCCGCCAGGAUGCGCUAUGCAGACCCCUCAGCCAACCGGGAUUUGUUGGGGAACCGAACUUUGCUGUUCAUUUUCAUCUGCGCCUUCGCCUUGGUGACCUUGCUGCAGCAGAUCCUGUACAGCAGGAGCUACAUCAAGAGAGGCUUCCAGUUUGCUUGGCAGAGGGGAGACCAGCAGGCCAAUUGGACUGGGCUCUUUAAUGACAGCGACAGCCUAUCAGAGCAGAGCAUCAGUGACUUCAGAUCCAGGUACUUUGAAUUUUACAAGGGGCCUUUAGAAUUUAACUCCACGAGAUGCCUGGAGCUGAGACAGGAGAUCCUGGACGUGAAGGUGCUGUCCAUGGUGAAGCAGUCUGACCUGUUUGACAGAUGGAAGAGCCUCCAGAUUUGCAAGUGGGCAAUGGAUAGCUCUGAAGCCAGCCUGUUCAAGUCCACCUUAUCCAGGUGCUGCAAUGCCCCUGGCUUUCUCUUCACUACCCAGAAGAACACUCCGGUAGAGACGAAUCUCAGGUAUGAGGUGGACUCCAGUGGCUUCUACCACAUCAAUAAGGAGAUCUUCCAAAUGUUUCCCAAGGAAAUGCCCUACUACCGGUCUCAGUUUAAGAAGUGUGCUGUGGUGGGCAACGGCGGCAUCUUGAAGGAUAGCGGCUGCGGGAAGGAGAUCAACAGUGCCGACUUUGUCUUCCGGUGCAACCUGCCCCCCAUCUCAGGGGAGUAUGCCGCAGAUGUGGGGGAGAAGACAGAUGUUGUCACAGUGAACCCCAGCAUCAUAAUUGACAGGUUCCACAAGCUGGAGAAGUGGCGGAGACCCUUCUUCAGGGUGCUGCAGAUCUACAAGAAUGCCUCGGUGCUGCUGCCUGCGUUCUAUACCAUGCGCAAUACCCUCGUGUCCUUCCGCGUCAAGUACUUGCUGGACGACUUCGGGUCACAGCAGCAGGUCUAUUUCUUCCACCCGCUGUACCUGUCCAGUGUGACGCGCUACUGGCUCAGCUUGGGUGUGCGCGCAAAGCGAAUCAGCACUGGGCUCAUCCUGGUCACCGCGGCGCUGGAGCUCUGCGAGGAGGUGCACCUGUUCGGCUUCUGGGCCUUCCCCAUGAACCCCUCAGGCUUCCACAUCACGCACCACUACUACGACAACGUCAAGCCCAAGCCCGGCUUCCACGCCAUGCCCUCCGAGAUCUUCGCCUUCCUUCACCUGCACAGCCGCGGCAUCCUCCAAGUGCACACAGGCACCUGCAAUUACGGCUGACAGUCAGGCUCAUCAU
Messenger RNA from Phodopus roborovskii (desert hamster), 1483 nucleotides. It is a transcript of the gene St8sia5, whose product is annotated as ST8 alpha-N-acetyl-neuraminide alpha-2,8-sialyltransferase 5. NCBI's taxonomy places the organism in Eukaryota, Metazoa, Chordata, Mammalia, Rodentia, Cricetidae. The coding region runs from base 229 to 1467 and encodes 412 amino acids. The transcript is spliced from 8 exons. Gene Ontology annotation, molecular function: alpha-N-acetylneuraminate alpha-2,8-sialyltransferase activity. Gene Ontology annotation, biological process: oligosaccharide metabolic process; N-glycan processing. The record is from RefSeq and is a predicted model, not a curated record.